UGAAAAAAAGAUAACAUACACCAUAAGACUUAUACUUAUAUACGCAUUAUUAGUAUACAUAUAUAUAUUUACAAUAAGUAAAAAUUUACAUAUAAUACAUAUAAAAUUAGCUCAUAAAUUACAAUUCUCCUUUUAAAAUAUGGCGCAAAGUAGAACAGAAAAAAUUGGAACAAUUUUUACAAGAAUAACAUCAUUGAUACGCACAGGUUCAUUACAUCCAAAUAAUUUGCCAAUAUGGUAUAACAUAUAUAAAAACUUUCCUCCAAAAGAUGAACCACUCUUUGCUAGAAAACCAUCACAGAAAAAAAUACAAAAUAUAUUUUAUGCUGAAGAUAUUAUAAGAGCAAAAUUUCACGAAGAUACACAACUUUCUAUAAUAGAUAUGAAAUGUGACAAUGCUACGCAAACUCAAAUCUUUUUAACUUUAUAUGAAAGUUUUUUACAGGAUAAUAUUAAAGAAGAAGAAGCAUAUGAAAAGGCAUUGCAAAGAUAUAAAGUAAUGUAUGAUGCUAAAACAAUACCUAAAUCACAGAUAUCACAUGAAAGCACUAAAGAUAACAAAAAAUAAUAAAUAGAAUUUUAAAUAGAUUAUAUUUAUAAUAAUAUAUUGUAAAAAUAAAAAAAAACUAAUCAUA
Molecule: messenger RNA, 635 nt
Organism: Apis florea (little honeybee)
Lineage: Eukaryota; Metazoa; Arthropoda; Insecta; Hymenoptera; Apidae
Gene: mRpS23
Product: mitochondrial ribosomal protein S23
Biological process (GO): translation
Cellular component (GO): ribosome; mitochondrion
Molecular function (GO): structural constituent of ribosome
Source: RefSeq, a predicted model, not a curated record